Messenger RNA from Protobothrops mucrosquamatus (brown spotted pit viper), 6810 nucleotides. RefSeq names its product dedicator of cytokinesis 7 (gene DOCK7). Gene Ontology annotation, molecular function: guanyl-nucleotide exchange factor activity. NCBI's taxonomy places the organism in Eukaryota, Metazoa, Chordata, Lepidosauria, Squamata, Viperidae. The record is from RefSeq and is a predicted model, not a curated record. Gene Ontology annotation, biological process: positive regulation of GTPase activity; axonogenesis; small GTPase-mediated signal transduction.
GGCGACGGGGAAAGAGCCGAGGAGCGUUUUGGGUCGCAGAACCCGAAGCUGCCAUGGCCGAGCGCCGCGCCUUUGCUCAGAAGAUCAGCAGAACGGUGGCAGCUGAAGUACGGAAACAGAUUUCAGGGCAAUAUGGAGGAUCACCACAACUUCUCAAGAAUCUUAAUAUUGGGGGCACCAUUUCCCAUCAUACAACUGUGCCUCUUACUGAGCCUGUGGAUCCAGUGGAUUUGGAAGAUUACCUUCUUACGCAUCCACUUGCAGUGGAUUCUGGCCCUAUGAGAGACUUGUUUGAAUUUCCUUCCGAUGAUACUGAAGUUAUCUACAGCCCUCGAGAAUGCAGAACAUUGGCAUCAGCUGUACCAGAGGAAAGUGAAAUGGACCCCCAUGUGAGAGACUGCGUAAGGAGUUAUACAGAAGACUGGGCUGUUGUGAAUAGAAAGAGGAACCCAUAGAAAGGCUUGGCAUUCCAGAAAUCCCCAAAGAGCACUUUGGUCAAAGGCUUCUUGUCAAGUGUUUGUCUCUAAAGUUUGAAAUUGAAAUAGAGCCCAUUUUUGCAAGUCUGGCAUUAUAUGAUGUUAAAGAAAAAAAGAAGAUUUCAGAAAACUUUUACUUUGAUUUAAAUUCUGAACAAAUGAAAAGCAUGUUGCGACCUCAUGUUCCACCUGCGGCCAUAACCACUUUGGCUCGUUCAGCCAUCUUUUCGAUUACAUACCCUUCCCAAGAUGUCUUCCUGGUAAUAAAGAACAAGGAAAAGCUAGACAAACUGAAAAGCCAAUCAGAACAAUUUUGCCAAAGACUUGGCAAAUAUCGCAUGCCUUUUGCCUGGACUGCUAUUCAUUUAAUGAAUAUAGUCAGCAGUGCUGGAAGUUUGGAAAGAGAUUCUGCAGAAGUAGAAAUUGCCACUGGAGAACGCAAAGGAUCUUGGUCUGAAAGAAGAAAUUCUAGCAUUGUUGGUAGGCGUUCUCUAGAAAGAACCACUAGUGGGGACGAGGCCUGUAACCUGACUAACUUUAGACCAGCUACCCUGACAGUGACAAACUUCUUUAAACAGGAAGGUGACCGGUUGAGUGAUGAAGAUUUAUACAAAUUCCUUGCGGAUAUGAAGAGGCCUUCUUCUGUUCUAAGACGCCUGAGACCUAUCACAGCUCAGUUGAAGAUUGAUAUUUCUCCAGCCCCAGAGAACCCACACUAUUGUCUAACUCCAGAACUGUUGCAAGUAAAACUUUACCCAGAUAGUAGAGUUCGACCAACAAGAGAGAUCUUGGACUUUCCCCCCAGAUCAGUGGUGGCGAACCUAUGGCACAGAAAUAUUCUAUAUGUUUAUCCACAAAGCCUUAACUUUGCCAAUCGCCAAGGAUCUGCUCGAAAUAUUACUGUAAAAGUGCAAUUUAUGUUUGGAGAGGAUCCAAGCAAUGCAAUGCCGGUAAUCUUUGGAAAAUCUAGCUGUGCUGAAUUUUCAAAAGAAGCUUAUACAGCUGUGGUUUACCAUAACAGAUCUCCAGAUUUCCACGAAGAAAUCAAGGUCAAGCUUCCUGCUACUCUAACGGACCAUCACCACUUACUUUUCACUUUUUACCAUGUCAGCUGCCAACAGAAACAAAACACCCCACUCGAGACUCCUGUUGGCUACACGUGGAUACCGAUGCUACAAAAUGGACGAUUAAAAACAGGCCAGUUCUGCCUGCCUGUUUCUUUGGAGAAGCCACCACAAGCUUAUUCUGUACUCUCUCCAGAGGUGCCUUUGCCUGGAAUGAAGUGGGUUGACAACCAUAAAGGAGUUUUUAAUGUAGAAAUAAUUGCUGUAUCAACCAUUCACACACAGGACCCCUAUCUUGACAAGUUCUUUGCCCUUGUUCAUGCCCUGGAUGAACAUAUGUUCCCUGUACGGAUAGGUGACAUGAGAAUUAUGGAGAACAACUUGGAAAAUGAAUUAAAGAGCAGCAUUUCAGCUUUGAACUCAUCUCAGCUGGAGCCUGUGGUGCGGUUUCUCCAUCUUCUGCUUGACAAAUUAAUCCUUUUGGUCGUAAGACCUCCUAUUAUUGCAGGCCAAAUAGUCAAUCUAGGUCAAGCAUCUUUUGAAGCCAUGGCCUCUAUUGUAAACAGACUUCACAAAAACCUUGAAGGAAACCAAGAUCAGCAUGGAAGAAAUAGUCUUCUUACUUCAUAUAUUUAUUAUGUUUUUCGGUUACCAAAUACGUCUCCCAAUUCGCCAUGCCCAGCUCCCAGUGGCUUAGGAGGAUCCGUGCACUACGCAACCAUGGCUCGCUCAGCUGUCAGACCUGCAAGCCUACACUUGAAUCGUUCCAGGAGCCUUAGUAACAGCAAUCCAGAUAUAUCAGGGACUCCAACCUCCCCCGAUGAUGAAGUACGAUCAAUCAUUGGAAGUAAGGGCUUAGAUCGCUCCAAUUCUUGGGUAAACACUGGUGCUUCAAAAGCUGCCCCAUGGGGAACCAACCCCAGUCCGAAUGCAGAGACUUCACAGGCUGCAGAUCGAAGCUGUAAUCGCAUGUCUUCCCAUACAGAGACUCCAAGUUUCUUACAAACAUUAACAGGGCGAUUGCCAACUAAAAAGCUUUUUCAUGAAGAACUGGCUUUACAGUGGGUUGUCUGCAGUGGAAGUGUUCGUGAAGCAGCUCUUCAGCAGGCAUGGUUCUUCUUUGAACUUAUGGUAAAAAGUAUUGUGCAUCAUUUGUAUUUUGCUGACAAACUCGAUGCACCCAGAAAGAAUCGUUUUCCAGAGCGCUUCAUGGAUGACAUAGCCGCGCUGGUCAGCACAAUCGCCAGUGAUAUAGUCUCCCGGUUUCAGAAGGAUACAGAAAUGAUUGAAAGACUCAACACUAGUUUAGCAUUUUUUCUCAACGAUCUGUUGUCUGUCAUGGACAGAGGAUUUGUCUUUAGCCUUGUUAAGACUUACUACAAACAGGUGUCCUCCAAGCUUUAUUCUUUACCAAUCCCCAGCACACUGGUGUCUUUGAGGCUGGAUUUCCUUCGGAUUGUCUGCAGCCAUGAACAUUAUGUUACUCUGAACUUACCAUGUAGUUUGCUAACACCGCCUGCAUCUCCAUCUCCUUCAGUGUCAUCAGCAACAUCACAGAGUUCUGGAUUCUCAACAAAUGUCCAAGAUCAGAAGAUUGCAAAUAUGUUUGAGCUCUCCGUGCCUUUUCGUCAACAACAUUACUUGGCAGGACUGGUACUUACUGAACUAGCUGUCAUUCUAGACCCUGAAGCAGAUAGUUUGUUUGGAUUGCACAAGAAAGUCAUCAACAUGGUACACAAUUUGCUAUCUAGCCAUGACUCUGACCCACGGUACUCUGACCCACAAGUAAAGGCCAGGGUGGCUACACUAUACUUGCCUCUGAUUGGAGUGAUCAUGGAGAGUGUGCCCCAGCUGUAUGAUUUCACAGAAAGUCACAACCAGCGUGGAAGACCAAGCUGCGUUGCAGUGGAGGAUUGUGAAAAUGAGGGUGGGAACAUGAUCAGUCAGACAGUUGCUAUGGCCAUUGCAGGAACCUCUGUCCCACAGCUCACUCGGCCCACCAGUUUUCUCCUCACAUCAACGACCAGCAGGCAACACUCAACAUUUUCAGCUGAUUCCAGUCGAAACCUUUUGAUCUGCCUCUUAUGGGUCCUGAAGAAUGCUGACGAAAGUGUUCUGCAGAAAUGGUUCACAGAUCUGUCUGUCUUGCAGCUCAAUCGCUUGUUGGAUUUGCUUUAUCUUUGCAUUUCCUGCUUUGAAUAUAAGGGGAAGAAAGUGUUUGAAAGAAUGAACAGUCUGACUUUUAAGAAAUCAAAAGAUAUGAGGGCCAAACUUGAAGAAGCUAUCCUUGGAAGCAUCGGGGCCAGGCAAGAAAUGGUACGAAGAAGCAGAGGACAAUUGGAAAGAAGUCCUUCAGGAAGUGCUUUUGGAAGUCAAGAGAACCUGAGGUGGAGAAAGGACAUGACGCACUGGAGGCAGAACACUGAAAAACUUGAUAAGUCCCGAGCAGAGAUUGAACAUGAAGCACUUAUUGAUGGUAACUUGGCAACAGAAGCCAAUCUGAUCAUAUUGGAUACUUUAGAAAUAAUUGUGCAGACGGUUUCGGUGACUGAAUCCAAGGAAAGUAUUCUUGGUGGGGUGCUGAAGGCUCUUCUGCAUAGCAUGGCCUGCAAUCAAAGCGCUCUUUAUCUCCAGCACUGCUUUGCUACUCAAAGAGCUUUAGUCUCAAAGUUCCCAGAACUGCUGUUUGAAGAAGAGACUGAGCAAUGUGCUGAUCUAUGCCUCCGGCUCCUGCGCCACUGCAGCAGUAGCAUUAGCACGAUACGAUCCCAUGCCAGUGCCUCUCUGUACCUCCUCAUGAGGCAAAACUUUGAGAUUGGGAAUAACUUUGCUAGAGUGAAAAUGCAGGUGACUAUGUCACUCUCAUCUCUAGUGGGAACAUCUCAAAAUUUUAAUGAGGAGUUUCUGAGACGCUCUUUGAAAACCAUUUUGACUUAUGCUGAAGAGGAUCUGGAAUUAAAGGAGACAACCUUCCCUGAUCAGGUACAGGAUCUUGUGUUCAACCUCCAUAUGAUCCUCUCGGAUACAGUUAAAAUGAAAGAACACCAGGAAGAUCCAGAAAUGCUAAUUGACUUGAUGUACAGAAUUGCAAAAGGAUAUCAGAAUUCCCCAGAUCUACGACUAACCUGGCUGCAGAACAUGGCUGGAAAACACUCGGCGAGAAAUAACCAUGCCGAAUCGGCACAGUGUUUGGUUCACUCUGCAGCUCUGGUGGCUGAAUAUCUAAGCAUGCUGGAGGAUCGGAAAUAUCUCCCUGUGGGAUGUGUUACAUUUCAGAAUGUCUCUUCAAAUGUUCUAGAAGAAUCUGCAGUUUCUGAUGAUGUGGUCUCUCCAGAUGAAGAAGGGAUUUGUUCUGGAAAGUAUUUUACUGAAGCGGGUCUGGUUGGACUGCUGGAGCAAGCUGCAGCCUGUUUCUCCAUGGCUGGUAUGUAUGAAGCGGUCAACGAAGUUUACAAAAUCCUUAUUCCAAUUCAUGAAGCUAACAGAGAUGCCAAGAAACUGGCCACAAUUCAUGGUAAACUCCAGGAUGCAUUCAGCAAGAUAGUUCAUCAGGAUGGUAAGCGAAUGUUUGGUACAUACUUCCGUGUUGGCUUUUAUGGAACUAAAUUUGGAGAUUUGGAUGAACAGGAGUUCAUGUACAAGGAGCCUGCUAUAACAAAACUUGCUGAAAUUUCUCAUAGAUUAGAGGGAUUUUAUGGAGAAAGGUUUGGUGAAGAUGCUGUUGAGGUUAUUAAAGAUUCUAACCCUGUUGACAAGUGCAAAUUAGAUGCCAAUAAAGCUUAUAUACAAAUCACUUACGUUGAGCCUUAUUUUGAUACUUACGAAAUGAAGGACAGGAUAACUUAUUUUGACAAAAACUACAAUUUGCGGCGAUUCAUGUAUUGUACCCCGUUCACAUUGGAUGGCAGAGCUCAUGGGGAGUUGCACGAACAGUUCAAAAGGAAGACUAUCCUGACCACAUCACAUGCUUUUCCUUACAUUAAGACAAGGAUAAACGUCAUUCACAAGGAAGAAAUAAUCUUGACACCAAUUGAAGUUGCCAUUGAGGACAUGCAGAAAAAAACCCAAGAAUUGGCUUUUGCAACCCAUCAAGAUCCAGCAGACCCAAAGAUGCUCCAGAUGGUGCUUCAGGGCUCAGUAGGCACCACUGUAAAUCAGGGGCCGCUGGAGGUUGCACAAGUAUUUUUAUCUGAAAUACCCAAUGAUCCUAAACUCUUCCGCCACCAUAAUAAACUUCGGCUUUGUUUCAAAGACUUUACAAAAAGAUGUGAGGACGCCCUACGCAAAAACAAAAGCUUGAUUGGUGCAGACCAAAAAGAGUAUCAGCGGGAACUUGAAAGAAAUUAUCAUCGUCUCAAAGAAGCCCUUCAGCCCUUGAUAAAUAGAAAAAUACCCCAAUUAUACAAAGCUGUUCUACCUGCUGCUUGUCACAGAGAUUCCUUCAGCAGAAUGAGCCUUCGAAAAAUGGACAUAUAAGCACCCGAGAAGGGACUUAAGAGUUUUAAGGUACUGAAAAGGCAGGUUCAGUGUUAUCGACACCAGGAAAUUUGUGGAAUUUGCUCUGGGCAGCUAACAGAUGUUCUUUUGACUUGCAUGGGAGCAUUAAGUGGCCAAAUCUUUUCUCCUGGAAAAUGUAGUUUUAAAUUUUGUAAAAUCUAUUGCAACAGUAUGAAAGUAUUUUUAAAACUUUUCUUUUUUUAAUAUUCAAAGGUACUCUGAAUUCAUCAACCUUAUUUAUAGCAUUCUGUAAUGUGAUUUUUUUUUUAGUUUGUAUAUUUAAUUUAUAAUAGCAUUUUAAAAAGCAAACAAUUUUUAAUAUAGUGUUUGUUUAUAUUAAUGGUACUAUUAAAUAUUUGAAAGUUUCCACUUUAUUUCAUGCUUUUCUUAUUCAUCUCCAUGUGCAAACACAGUUUUUAAAAAUAUGAACAGGUAUUGCUGAAAGGAAUGCUUUCUAUUAUAAAUUUACUCUUUAUAUAUGCAUGAUUAUUACAUCUUAAAAUUACUAGGGUAGCUUGGAGCUUUAUGUUUUUAGUAUAAAUUUGUACUUUCUAAUACUGUUUGAAGCCACUGUAAAUAAAACAGAAGGUUUGACUAAAAGGUAACACAUAACUUAAAAAUUCAUCUUAUCCUCCCAUCUCUGCUAAAGUGUUUUAUGCUAGGGUUCUUUUUAAAUAGAACAAACACUGGAUUGAAAGGAUGAAGUCAACUAAAGUGAGAUUUAAAAGUUAAUCAUAUACUGUCAAUACCAUAUCCACUAUUUUAUUAACACA